Messenger RNA from Patella vulgata (common limpet), 1191 nucleotides. Its product is annotated as zinc finger MYM-type protein 3. Lineage: Eukaryota; Metazoa; Mollusca; Gastropoda; Patellidae. The record is from RefSeq and is a predicted model, not a curated record. The transcript is spliced from 2 exons. The coding region runs from base 130 to 1191 and encodes 353 amino acids.
CUGAGCCUCACGUUACAUUUCGCAGUGGAGAAACGACCUGAGUAGUAUUGUAUUUGCACGUGCGUCUCGCUUCCUUACUCUAAGCGUAAAACAGUCACGUGUUGUUUAGACUGCACUCCGUCAUGAAAGAUGGAGGUGUUUGACGAAGUCGGUGACUUGAUCCUGUCACAAAUUCCACUUGACGAUAUAGAGGACUUUAAUCUAACCAAAGAGCAAGAAAAAAAUAGGUUUGCUAAACCUGUAAGUGGUAGUUAUAUUGAAACGAUGCAGGAAAGUAGAAUUCCAACUGAGACCAAACGAAAUACUCGGUGGUGUGUCAAAGUUUAUGAUUCGUGGGCCUUGCAGAGAAAUUCAUCUGUGACUUCGAAUGGCGUCCAAGAAAGUGAAAAAUACUGUUUUGUGGCACCUCUGUCUUCAGAAAUAACAGCAGAAUGUCUGGAUUACUGGAUGUGCAGAUUUGUGUGUGAAGCUAGAAGGCAAGACGGCAGUUACUACCCUGCUUUGUCUCUUAAAAGUAUAUGUAUUGGUAUUUGGAGAUUUAUUUGCAACACAUGCACACGGUAUGACCUGAAUUUUAUGGACAACAAUAAUAAUCAUUUUGUCAAUUUCCGGAGUACAUUAGAUGCAGUAAUGAAACAGUUAAACAGCCAAGGCAUAGGAACGCAUACAAAACGUGCUGAUCCUGUGACACGCACAGAUGAGCAGAAAUUGUGGGAUUCUGGAACGUUUGCUUUGAACAAUUCUAGGGGAUUACUCAAUGCUGUUUAUUUUUAUAAUUGUAAGGUGUUUGGUCUGCGGGCUGCAGAUGAGCACCGUAAUCUUGAAGUUUCUCAAUUUGCAUUUGGAGAGGAUAACAAGGGUGAAUUUGUUCGAUUUCAAGGCAGAAAAACGAAAAACAAUCAGGGCGGUCUUGGACAAAGCGGGAAGGUACAGUUCAAAGAAAUUAAGCAGUAUGCACAUCCGGGUAAUGAACGAUGUGUAGUUGCACUGUUGAAGACUUAUUUAAGCAACAUACCCUCAGAAGGACCCUUCUAUAGACGAGCACUUUCACCAAACGAAGAAAGGUCAGCAAGGUUUUCUCAGCAAAAGCUUGGAUUACCCACCAUCCAGAAAUUGUUCAGCACAAUGUGUAAUCAAGCUGGUCUUGAAGGACGCUUUACAGGUCAUUCAGGAAAAGCAAGUUUCUUUUGA